Messenger RNA from Mya arenaria, 1283 nucleotides. RefSeq lists its product as uncharacterized. Lineage: Eukaryota; Metazoa; Mollusca; Bivalvia; Myida; Myidae. The record is from RefSeq and is a predicted model, not a curated record.
AACAUCCAAGCAUGUCUUUCUGUUACUAGGACUGGCAAUUAUCUAACUCUACAGCCUGAUGAUUGUGGUAUAACUCAUAAAUAUAUUUGUGCAAAUGAUAUUGAGGAAGGUUACAACAACAGAACCGAUGUCGACAAUGGCAAGGAUGGUGAUAACAACAAUGAUUUUCAAGGCAUCGUGACCAGACUGUAUACUAAGAAAGAUUGUCAUCCUGUGGAAGAAUCUAAUUCUCCAGACAAUCACUCAAAUCCAAAGAAUACCAAAGGAAUUGUGAUUGGAAUGAUCGCCUCAGUAGUAGUUGUUGUAUCACUUUUAAUCGGAGGUAUUCUCUGUUUAAGGCGACGCAAAGCGGCAACCAAGAAGGCUCAUAGAUCUUUGAUGGGUAAAUCUAGCAUAGACACAAAUGUGAUUAAAGACACAAUCACAAUAAGUAAUACAACUAAACAUUGUGUGAAUUGUGGAUAUGAACUUAGGGAAGAACAUGAAUACGCUGGUCCAGAGGAUGUGACAAACACGGUCAGCUCUACAAAUCCAAACAAUUUUAAAAUACGACCGGAUAAACCGGCACGAAACACACUCCGACGUAAUCAGAAAAUUAACGAAACAUACGAAAACUUCAAGCUUGUUUCGACUGAGAACAGGAAAGUUGAUGAAAACGAAGAGGAAUGUCAUGGUGAUGUUGUUACUAAGACAGGCAAGGGCGAAUAUGAUGUGCUUUGCCAUAAUAUGGCCGCUCCAUUGACCAAACAGGAACGCGCUGAGAUACACGUGUAUGAUCACACACAUUUCCAAAAUAAUGACAACGAAGGCUAUGAUUCAACUCUCCCAGGAAGAGGAAACAAACAUAAACCUGCAGGAAAUGUUGAUGACUAUGACACUGUCAAUUUAUCGAACAAUGAAAAAAUAGCAAAGAAAAAUAUAUUUUCCUGAAUGAUGCGCAUAACGAGAGAAUGUCAGGUUUCGGUAUUUUAAAAUAGAUCUGACUUCAGAACAAGAACAAGAGAUUGUUAACACAGAAUUUGGAAGUUAAAAUUCGUUCACUACUAUGUCUUGUUGCAUUCUUAAUCUAAAUGUAUCUGAGGGCCACCCUUCUUAAUAUACUACAGCAUAUUUCUCUAUUGUACUUAUUCAUACUGAAUUCUAUUUUUCAUAUAUAGCUAUGCCUGUAGUAUUUUAUUUCACAUGAUGCUUGGGUAUGAAUGAAUAAACAUGUAACUCCAUUUUAGAUCUUAUGAAUCUAACCCAUUCCACAUGUUGUAAGAACUAAACCAACAACGCAACAU